AUGUUCGCUUCAUCCCGAGCCGCAGUACGUCAAGUGGCGUCGAAGCCAGUCGCCAUCAAUGUCUCCCUCAGAGCGGCAUCAGCAUGGGCGAAAGUGCCUCAAGGUCCUCCUGACGCCAUCCUGGGCAUCACAGAAGCAUACAAAGCCGACAGCCACCCCGAAAAGAUCAACCUCGGUGUCGGCGCAUACCGUGACGACAAGGGCAAGCCGUACGUGCUGCCCUCAGUCAGGUCAGCCGAGAAGAAGGUCGUCAAUGCGGCGCUGAACAAGGAGUAUGCUGGCAUCACUGGUGUCCCCGAGUUCACCAAGGCGGCGGCACGACUCGCCUAUGGCGCUGACUCCGAGGUCAUCAAGGAGGACAGGGUGGCAAUCACACAAUCCAUCUCGGGCACUGGCGCUCUCAGGAUAGGUGGUGCUUUCCUUGAGCGCUUCUAUCCCGGGGACAAGACCAUCUACAUCCCAACGCCCAGCUGGGCCAACCACAAUGCCGUCUUCAAGGACUCGGGCCUCAAGGUGGAGAAGUACCGGUACUACAACAAGGACACCAUCGGUCUUGACUUUGAGGGUAUGGUGGAGGACAUCAAGAACAUGCCCAAGGGCAGCAUCGUCCUCCUCCACGCCUGCGCUCACAACCCCACCGGUGUCGACCCUACCGAGGACCAAUGGCGAUCAAUUAGCGACGCGGUCAAGGAGGGUGGCCACUACCCGUUCUUCGACAUGGCCUAUCAGGGCUUUGCCAGCGGCGACACCGCCAAGGAUGCGUUCGCUUUGAGGCAUUUUAUCAGCGAGGGCCACAGGCCAUGCCUGGCGCAGAGCUUCGCCAAGAACAUGGGCCUCUACGGCGAGCGUGUCGGUGCCUUCUCCAUUGUCUGCGAAUCAACAGAAGAGAAGAAGCGCGUCGACUCCCAGAUUAAGAUCCUCGUCCGGCCUCUCUACUCGAACCCACCCGUCCACGGAGCGCGUAUUGCAUCGGAGAUCCUCAACGACUCAUCGCUCAACCAACAGUGGCUGGGUGAGGUCAAGGGCAUGGCGGACCGCAUCAUCAAGAUGCGCGCUCUGCUGAAGGAGAACCUUGAGAAGCUCGGCAGCAAACACGAUUGGAGCCACAUCACUUCCCAAAUCGGCAUGUUCGCAUACACCGGUCUUACCGCUGAGCAGAUGGACAAGCUGGCAAAGGAACACUCUGUGUACGCGACCAAGGAUGGUAGGAUAUCUGUCGCGGGCAUUACGUCUGACAAUGUUGGGCGCCUUGCCCAGGCCAUCCACAAGGUCAAAGGUUGA
This is a messenger RNA of Coniosporium apollinis CBS 100218, 1281 nucleotides long. Its product is annotated as aspartate aminotransferase. Bases 1 to 1281 code for a protein of 426 amino acids. Gene Ontology annotation, biological process: L-aspartate catabolic process; biosynthetic process. Gene Ontology annotation, molecular function: pyridoxal phosphate binding; L-aspartate:2-oxoglutarate transaminase activity. The transcript is spliced from 4 exons. Lineage: Eukaryota; Fungi; Ascomycota; Dothideomycetes. Gene Ontology annotation, cellular component: mitochondrion. The record is from RefSeq and is a predicted model, not a curated record.